Messenger RNA from Cynara cardunculus var. scolymus (artichoke), 1131 nucleotides. Its product is annotated as aldehyde oxidase GLOX1-like. The record is from RefSeq and is a predicted model, not a curated record. The transcript has a single exon. Bases 16 to 1131 code for a protein of 371 amino acids. Lineage: Eukaryota; Viridiplantae; Streptophyta; Magnoliopsida; Asterales; Asteraceae.
AUUGGCAUCUCCGCCAUGCACAUGCAGCUACUUCCCAACGACCGUGUUGUCAUGUAUGAUCGGACCGAUUUUGGAAUCUCCAAUAUCUCUCUUCCAGAUGGCAAAUGUCGGCCCAACUCAACCGACUGCUCUGCUCACUCCGUMGAGUAUGAUAUUGCAUCGAAUUCCAUACGUCCACUUAUGGURCUCACUAAUGUMUGGUGUUCCUYGGGAAMUUUAAUGCCCGAUGGAAGAUUAGUCCAAACUGGUGGYUGGGAUGAUGGUUAUCGUGUUGUCCGCAUUUAUAAAUCAUGUGAUUCUURUGAUUGGCAAGAGAUACCAAACGGMUUGAAUCAACAAAGAUGGUAUGCCACCAAUCAUAUAUUGCCCGAUGGUAGGCAAAUUAUCAUUGGAGUUCGCAGAGCAUUUAACUAUGAGUUCUACCCAAAGAUGUCAACGACUGAGAACUCACCUAGUUUUCCGUUUCUUGUGCAAACCAAUGAUCCGAACGUUGAGAAUAAUUUAUACCCAUUUGUAUUUCUCAAUCCCGAUGGAAAUCUGUUCGUGUUUGCCAACAAUCGUGUUAUUUUAUUGGACUACUCCAAGAACCAAGUUCUCAAGACUUACCCAACAAUGCCCGAUGGUCAACCAAGAAAUUACCCAAGCACGGGCUCUGCAGUACUACUCCCUUUGCGGAUAAAAAACGGGACCGUAAAUGCUGUUGAAGUCUUGGUUUGCGGGGGUGCACCAAAAGGAGCCUUUGUUAAUGCAAAUAAUGGGAUAUUUGACGGAGCCUUGGAUACUUGCGGCCGCAUCAAAAUAUCAGAYCCUAACCCUCAAUGGGUCAUGGAGACCAUGCCUAUGGCUCGAGUCAUGAGUGACAUGUUGUUGCUGCCCAAUGCCCAGAUUUUGAUCAUCAAUGGCGUAUCCGCUGGGGUUGCUGGGUGGGAACUUGGAAGGAACCCAGUUCUCAGCCCUGUAAUUUACCAAGCAGAUAACCAAGCAGGGUCACGAUUCGAGGUCCAAAACCCCAGCACGAUACCUAGAGUUUACCAUUCCACAGCGGUUUUACUAUGUCGUGGACAUAAAGAUCAAGUCCUUUGCCAACAGAGCUAUCAGAUAUGUCGAGUUCACUGUGGAGAGAGCUCAUAG